CCACGGCCAAGUCCAAGGCUCCAAAUACAAAAUGGGCUCCAGGCCUUCCCCCAAACCCUAAACCUCGCAAAACCCUCCGCCCUCCCCCCUCCCCCCGCUCCCUCGCCGUACACCACCACCGAAGCGGAGCGCGGAGCGGCGAUGUCGACGGCGGCGGCUACGGUGUUCCGCGGGUGCCGGGCCCUCAUGUCCCCGGCGGCGGCGGCGGCGGCAAAGGGGGGCAAGAAGACCGCAUCGGCGGCGGCGGCGGCGAAGGGGGGCAAGAAGCCCGCGUCGGCGGCCGCGAAGCCCAAGGCGGACAAGAAGCCGGUGGAUCCGAACAAUCUCCGCGGGAUCAUGCGGCCGGUGCCGGUCUCGGACGCCCUGCGCAAGUUCGGCGGCGCCGCUCACAUCUCCCGCUCCGGCGUCCUCAAGAUCGUCUGGGACUACAUCAAGGCCAAGGACCUCCAGAACCCACUGAACAAGAGGGAGAUCAUCUGUGACGAGAAGCUCAAAACCAUCUUUCCUGGGAGGAACACGGUUCAUAUGAUGGAGGUCACCAAGCUCUUGUCCCCUCAUUUCGUGAAGACUAUCUAAGGCUGUCGAGUGGGGGGCCAACGCUUGUGCUUUCUGCCCAGGGCUAGCGUUGGAAUGGAAGGCUUCUUUUGCGAUCCCUGUCCAAGUCAUGGUUCUACUAGGUAGUUAAGUUAAUACGGAGUUCAGACUUCAGACUUUGUUCGCCAUUUAAGGGUUGGGGGUUCGGUGAUGCAUGUAAGAAGGAUUCCCUGUGUUUUGUGGUUCGUUCGGUGUUUGGGGAAUUUGAGGAUUUGCCACGCCUUUAAUUAUACUUUGAGGAUUUGCCCCCGUUUAUCCUGUAACUGAGGAUUUACCACACAUUUGCUGUAAUCUUGAGGAUUUGCCCUCUGUACACGGUUUGGAUCAUUUGGCAGAUUAUAGUAUAAAUUAUGUGACCAAAA
Triticum dicoccoides is the source of this 956-nucleotide messenger RNA. RefSeq names its product upstream activation factor subunit spp27-like. The transcript is spliced from 2 exons. NCBI's taxonomy places the organism in Eukaryota, Viridiplantae, Streptophyta, Magnoliopsida, Poales, Poaceae. The record is from RefSeq and is a predicted model, not a curated record. The coding region runs from base 142 to 576 and encodes 144 amino acids.